AUGACCACUGAAGAGGGCAAGCUGAAGGUGGAGAAGACGAAGGUAAAGGCUCCUAAGGCCAAAGAGAUCGAGGCAGAUGUGAUCUUCGACCAGCCGCCAGAGGUCAUCCUAAACUCCAUGCUCCCGCUCUACCUGAACUCGCAGAUCCUUUCCUUGAUGUUCGAUUCGCAGGCCUCUGAGCUUUCAGCACGAAUGUCUGCCAUGAAGGUCGCUACGGACAACGCGAACGAUCUGCAGAAGAAGCUCAUCCUCAUCUACAACAAGAAGCGCCAGGCUGCUAUCACUGCGGAGUUGUGUGAGGUGACGGCAGCCGCCGUGGCGCUGGAGGGAGGUGAUGCUGGCAAGGCCGGCCCGAACCUCGGUGUCAUGGACAACGAAGACACCAUCAGUGAGGACUUCAUGAAGGAGUUGGAGGAUGGCUCCAUCUCGGACACGCCGCAGAAGCCCGAGGAGAUCGGACCGACAGACCGCUGGGAGUUCAUGAAGACGCUGCCCAAGGGCGAGGGUUUAGUGCGGAACAUCAAGCCACAGGCGCGAGAGGCUGCGGCGGAAGCGCUGCGCCGCGAUAUCUCCCGCGCCCAGGAGCACCUGUGGAGAACACAGCUGAACACCGAAGAGACCUUGCAAGACCUGGAGACACAGCGCCAGAGCUGGGAGGAGGAGGAGAAAGACUCCAAGGUGGCACGUCAGAAAGCACAGCAACGCGUUUACACCGCCCGCGAGAACGUAGAUGCGUAUGCGGCCCAAGCAGAUGCCGAGGCUGAUGCAGCUGCCCAAGCAGCGGAGCAGGCAGAAGUCUUCUGGCCAACAGAUGCCUCUCAAGACGUCACAUGUGCUUACUGCGAUGGUCGCGUCCGCGAGAGGUUGGUGUUCGUCGCCGAAAGCCCGGAUGGCCAGCGGGACCUCAUUUGUGAACGGUGUUCGCAGGUGCGGCCUGGGCACCUUGUCUCCUUGAAGCCGGGCAGAGGAGGUGUGGGGUGGUUGAGAUUAGACGGCGAGGAGCGUCCUCCCUAUGUAAUGGAAGUCGAGGUGCAGCUGCAGCUCUGUGCCAGGCGCCUGCAGGCUCUGCAACCUCCCAGGCCUUCCAUUCUGAGGCCCUCAGCCCCCAAAAGAGGCCCUUUUAAAGCUGCCAUAAGCCUCUUCAAGGUCUCCUUCGAAGGCGUCCGGAAAGUCGUCGAUCCAUCCGACGCCGAGAUGUGGAGCUUGAGCCCAGAGGCCAAGGAGGAACUUUUCUGGAGCUCCGAACGGCUGCGCAGCCUCAAGUGUGGCCGGUGCGCGAGUCUAUGCAGGGCGGAUAAGGGCUUCGUAGUCGAGUCCUACGAUGGAAUUAUGAACAUGAUCUGUCCUGCUUGUUCCAGCGACUGGCCUCGUCAUCUCCUUUCUUCAGUGCCUGGAGUUGGCGCUGGCUGGCUAAAGCUUCGGCAAGAGCAAUCGCCUGGGCUUCGCCGCGCAGUUCCAGACGCCGACAACGAGGAUUCUGUGACCGUGACGGAAUCGGAGACUGAAGACGAGACAGAACCCGAGAGUGAGGACACAGAGGAGUCGGUUUCGCUCGUGUGGGAGGUCGAGGCCUCAAAGGCCGCGGCGAAGGCGGCAGUGGCUGCACACCGGGAGGAUCGAAGCAGAUUCCAGGAUCAAACCAGCAAGGAUUUGGCAGCCAAGAAGGAGCAGGCAGAGUCCUUCGUCGAAGAUGUCAUUGCCAAGACGAAGUCUUGCAUGCGACAAAUGGAAACCGAACGGCACCAUGCGGCCAUGCACAUGGACCUUGUGGCAGAGAGGCACCAGGCCACCAAGACGGAGGCCCAGGCCCGCAUGAAGCUGCAUGAGGAGAAGUCGAAGAAGCAAGCCAAGGAGCUUGAGCACAUGACGCACCAGCUUCGAUUGCGGAGCGAUGAGGCACUGGCCGAGAAAAUGGCAGGGACGCAGCGGGAGCUGACUAGCGCAAAGGCCUUCUGCGCGCAGGUGCAGACAGACAUGGAAGAGGCCAUCCGUAGCACCAAGCUGGCUGCUAUGAAGAUCGAGGCAGAAGCUGCAGCAAACACCUUCGAAGAGCAGCGAAAGCUGCAAGACUUGGAGAACAAUGCUUUGCAAAGCUUCAAGGGAAGCCGUGAAGAAGCACAAGGCGCUUGGGACGAAACUGCUUCGAGGCGUAAAGCCCUGCAGGAGGAGCUCGAUGAGAUCCAUGCCCAGUACCAAAAGUUGCACGACGACACGCGAUCCAAGAUGACUUCGAUCAUGGCUCAGUGGAACGAGAGCCGUCAAGCCAUGGAGAAAUCCAUUGCUGACUUCGAGGUGAAGCGGAAGGACGCCUUCGAAGAGCUGGACGUCGUCAUGCAGAGAACCAAGGAGAAACAUCAGGUGCAGAAUCAGGCCAUACGGCAGAGCUGCGUCCACGCCGUGGCCGAGCAUGACGCAGUCCCGGCUUUUGCCAACGGUGCUGCUGGCCACCUCGUCAUGGCUCCUGAUCUCCCUCUUCGGACCUCCUUCCUGACGGGCACUUCGCCGGCAGGAUCUUCUCGCCAGAGCCGAACCGCCAUGCGAGGCUUCAAGGAUGACUUCUACGCAUGGAAGGAUUCCCUGAGCAAGGAUGAGCAGGCCCUGCUCCUGAAGCAGGCCCAGAACGAGUUCGACAAGAAGUUCCGCAAGAGCGACGAGUUCAGCCAGGACCUGCCUGAGGAGAAGAUCCAGUCCUUUGCCAAGGUCCUCAAGAAGUUCUUCGACAACGAAAAGGAUGACUACAAGAAGGCGCCCGGGAAAGUGGGUUAA
Symbiodinium necroappetens is the source of this 2766-nucleotide messenger RNA. The record is from the annotation of a GenBank genome assembly. Lineage: Eukaryota; Dinophyceae; Suessiales; Symbiodiniaceae.